UACGUUGUGUCAUCGUGUUGCAAGGAAGAGCGAUAGUAUUGCAAAUUCGUAAAGGGGCCAAUUGAGCAAUUUUUCCAAAAAUUUUCCCGAGAAACUUUUCCAAAAAUCCCAAUUCGUUUCAGUUGGGAGGGUUGCCGCUCUAGUGAAGGUCAAGAGAGAAUGGAAUUGGCAAAGAAGAGAUGUAGAGCCGUGAUAGAGAGAAUAGAGAAACUGCCAACUUCCCCCAAUAAACUCACCGCUUCUUGCCAACGCACGCUCUUCAAAUUGGCUGACUCUGAGCUUCGCUUCCUUUCGCAUUUCUCCUCCUCUACUUUGACAUCUCUCAGUGUCAACAUUGGGCAUAUUGAAGCUGUUGUUCAUAUUCUCCAACAGCCUUUCAUUACAGGAGUUUCACGUGUUUGCAAGCCGAUUCCUUUUUCAUCCAGAUCUAGAAGGGGGCAGAAAAGUAUUUUGUCUAAAGAUGUCCAUGUUGAUAUAGUCUGUAUUCUUGAUAGGAACCCUGUCUGGAUUAUUGUUUCUGAUAGGAACCCGAAGUACGUUUCAUGGAAUGAGUCCCACAAAAGUAAGGGCUUAAAACUGCGAAUUGAGCAGGCUCUGGCUGCUGCCCGGACUUCUGUGGCACUAAAACCUUCCUCAAUUAUUCUUUUCUUCUCAAAUGGACUCAAAAGCGAAAUAUAUGAGAAACUGAAAGAUGAAUUUGGAGCAGUUGAGCUGGGGUUGGAGUUUUCUGUUUUCAAUUUUGAUUUCUCUGAGGAUUUGGAAGGUGACUGGAUCAGUGUUCUUUCAAGGACAUAUAGAGAGGCAUGUGUGCUUGAAAUAAAGGUUAAUGAAACAAGGGAUGCUGCUUCGACGGUGGAAUGUGUCAAAGACUCAUUACGGGAGGCUGCUAGGGUGGGGCUUUCAAAAGGUCACAUGGAAAAAGAUGUAGGUAAUUCGUUCUCUUCUCUUAUUUCUAGAAUGGCAUUCUUCUCUAUGGAAGAGAAAAGUGCAGACAACACUAAUCCGGCAAUCCCAUUGGGAGAAGGUGAUUUUGUAAAUUUUGAUACAACAGCUUUGAUUGCUCUUGUGUCUGGAAUUAGUAAUGGUGCAAGUGAGAAACUCUUGGCUACGCCUGAAGCUGAAUUGAGGCAGCGGUUUAAGGGAAACUAUGAGUUUGUGAUUGGGCAGGUAAGGUCUGAAAUUCAGCAUCCAAUUCAUGAGGAACUAGGCAGUGUAAUAUCUGGAAAGAGAGGUAUAAUUUGUCAAAGUGUUUGUUCAGAGUUCAUGGAGUUAGUAUCGAUGUGUGGAGGGCCUAAUGAAAAGUUGAGAGCUGAUCAGUUACUUAGAUGCCUCAUGGUCGUGCCUGACAGUCCCUCGGAGCGCAUGAUGAGCCUCCCCACAACUAGGAAGCUUGUAUUGAAGAAUAAGAUCGUUUUUGGCACUGGCGAUGCGUGGCAUGCCCCGACUAUGACAGCAAAUAUGGCAUUUGUGAGAGCAAUUUCUCAGACUGGGAUGUCCCUGUUCACCAUUGGGCAUAGACCCCGAGCUUUAACUGGUGACUAAGCCAUAUGUCUGUCAAUGGUGAAACAAUGGCCUCUGGGCUAACGCUUGGUUGCAAGGGAUUCCUUCUUCAAUUGAAGUAGUUGCAUAAUGUACAUAUCCGUUAACAAUUUACGAUGAAUAGAUUUCGGAGAAUGAAAUCCUUAUAUGCUAGGUAAAACUUUGUAUCAGCCUCUAAAUUAUGAUAAACACAAUUUUGAUGAAUCCUUUCUUCUGUCCGGCAAUUUAGAUAAUGACAGAAUUAUGAUAAUUACACAUUAACGACACAAAA
Molecule: messenger RNA, 1810 nt
Organism: Morus notabilis
Lineage: Eukaryota; Viridiplantae; Streptophyta; Magnoliopsida; Rosales; Moraceae
Product: UPF0415 protein C7orf25 homolog
Exons: 4
Coding region: 160-1542 (460 amino acids)
Source: RefSeq, a predicted model, not a curated record